Molecule: messenger RNA, 2530 nt
Organism: Bacillus rossius redtenbacheri
Lineage: Eukaryota; Metazoa; Arthropoda; Insecta; Phasmatodea; Bacillidae
Product: endo-polygalacturonase-like
Exons: 2
Coding region: 82-1329 (415 amino acids)
Biological process (GO): carbohydrate metabolic process
Molecular function (GO): polygalacturonase activity
Source: RefSeq, a predicted model, not a curated record
CCUGAUACACGAGUUACUGUUCACGUUUCUUCCAACAUUUGCGGUUCGUCCAAGCUCUACUGCAAGUGUGACUUCUCGAAAAUGCAGCCACCACAUCAAUUUGUCUUACUCUUACUCUACUCUAUGUUGGCUUUAGUUGGUUUUGUAACUGCACAAGACCUACGAAAUGUCUUGGAACCCAAGAAUCCUCAGACCUGUGCCUCGCUGACAGCAAGUGGUUCAGAAGACACCAGAACCAUACAGAAGGCUCUCGACUCCUGCGCCAAGGGAAAAGCGGUCGCAUUGUCGUCUGGUGUAUUUCAUUCCGGUCCACUUGUGGUUCCCUCAGGUGUCAGUCUCUUGGUGGACGCUGGAGUGACCUUGAAGGCUCUCACGGACCCUGCGCUGUACGACCUUGGCUCGAACAAGUGUGGCACUCUGGACGAGUACGGUCUCGGCUGCACGGCCUUCAUCACGAUAGCCAAGGCCAGCGGCAGUGGGAUCUACGGCAAAGGCACAAUCGAUGGACAAGGAGACGUGGUCAUGACGGGGAAAAACCAAACCUGGUGGGAGCUUUCUCAAGAAGCGCUUUUACUGGGUGUGUUCCAGAACAACCCCAGGCUCAUACAGAUAAACGACUCCACGGAUAUCACGCUGUACGAAGUCACGCUGAAGAACUCCCCACGUUUCACGGUGUACAUCACCAACACGAACGGCCUGACGGCGUGGGGGCUCACCAUCCUGGCGCCGGCGAGCGCGCGGAACACAGACGGCAUUGACCCCGUCGGCUCGCAGAACGUCACCAUCGCCCACUGCCACGUCAGCAUCGGCGACGACAACGUGGGCAUCUCGGCCGUGACCGCGCCGGCCAGACACAUCUCCGUGGUCCACAACCACUUCGACCACGGGAACGGACUGUCCAUCGGCAGCGGCACCGACCACGGGGUCAGCGACGUGUUCGUGUCCGGGGUGACCUUCAACGGCUCCAAGAACGGGGUGCACAUCAAGACCAACACGUACCGAGGGGGGGCGGUGACCCGGGUCUCCUACGAGAACCUCUGCGUCUGCGGCGGCGUGAAGAACCCCAUUUUCAUGGAAAUGGUGUACAGGCACCAAAAUGGCACCCGGGUUCCGAAGGUCAACGACAUCAGCAUCGACAACAUGUGGGUGCUGACUCAGGGGGAGUACAAGUUUAUUGGGCUGAGUCAGUCCAAUCAAGUUACGGUCAAACUGAAUGAUAUUCAUGUCACCAAAGGUUCACAAUGGAUAACGAGGUUUGCUAACAUUAGUGGUACAGUAUUAGACGAUGCGAGCAAAGAGAAAUAUUGUGGAUACACUGGCAAUAUUUAGUCAAUACUUAUAACUCACAGUGUUUCUAGUCUUUGGGUGAUUUCAGCAAUAUAAUUUUAUAGAACUAAAUGUUUCUUUAAUUUAUCUGCACGAUCUUUUUGGAUGUAGAAUUGUAGGAUUAUUGUAUUAAUGGUUGUCAUCUCCUGAACAUAGUUUCCUUUCCAGUGGAAAUGCAGGUUACUAUCCUAAAUGCCAGUGAAAGUUUAUCUGUGCUCGCCUACAUAAAAUGAUAGUCAUUAACAUUUAAAAUUACAAUGAUGUAUGUAUUGACAGUGGUAGACGCUGGGUGUAAUUUAAACUGAUGUCAUUAUAAAAAUGAAUUGCAACUAAAAACAUAUAUUUAUUAUUGUAUGAGCCUUAAUUCUACUGUGUGAAAGUAACAUAUUAGACUAAUAUAUACAUAGGCAUUUAUUUGUUAUAUCGCAGAAAUCUUCAGAUUUGUGACAUACUUACAAUUUGGUUAAACAAAAAAAUAAAGUAUUUUUUAUUGCUCAGAAUUGAAUGAAAGAAGAGAGUUGAUUUUUAAAUAGUUAAAAAUACUAUUUUUUUUUUUGGUUACUUACAACCAAAUAUAUUUGUGUACAAUUCGAUGUAAUAAAUGAUUGAUUAUUUGUGAUGUUGAUAAAGAAACUUAAUAAAAUGCAGUUUCCCACUAAACAAAUAAAAUUAAUAUUCCGAAAAAUCGGAUGAUAAUGUAAAUGAAACAAUGUGUGUUUCCAAAUAACAUUUCAGAUACAAUAAUGGUUUGUGUGUUUGUACAAGAAAAUAAACAUUUUGUGGUGUAACAUAUAAACUGCUGAAUCAUGAAAAUCAAGAAUUUGUUUAUCUUCCUGUGACAUUAUUAUCUAGUGUAUAAAAAGAAAAUAUUAAAUAUCCAUAUACAAAUUAAACAUAUAUAAAGUGUAGAUACUUGUCGCAACUGUUCGAUCAACUCUGAACUAAUGAAUCGGAGAAUUUGCAAUGAAAAUAUCUACUUCGACUUUAAGAAUAUCAAGAUACACUCGAUUUAUUUUACGCUGCAACAAAUAAAUUAAGCCAUUCUGUUCUCAAAAUCGUGCGUUACAAGUACUUUGUACAUCCCAUCGUUAUUUAUUUAUAUUAGAGUUAGUUAAGCUGGCAAACCAUGUAAUAUUACAGACUCAUGAUUGAGUGGGGAUGUUAUACAAUCUACAGCAAUAAAUGAUUCAGUUAAAAUAAGAAA